AUGCAGAAAAUCGAGCCCGGCGACGUUCCGGGAUUUCUGCCCGAGGUUCCGGAAUUCACCGAACCGCACGAAAACAAUAACGAAGCAUGGAAACCAAGCUCGGCCCGGAUUAUUGGAGCUACGACGGCCGGUACUCGGGCGCUCGCAUCCCAGCUCUUCACAUUUUACAUCCGUGUGCCUGUCAAGCUCUUUCGACCUACCAGAGUCGACUACUUAGCGCUUCCACGGGCGCUGUCUCCAAACAGCGACAAACCUUGGAGCUUCAAAACACACAGCAGUCCGGCUCUGAUUGCCAACGCAGUCAAACAGCAUGGCUGGGGUUUUAUUCCAAAUCAAUUGCUGCCCCCCUUAUUGGCGAACUCGGCCGUAGGACUGGUAUUGUACUCCACAUAUCUGGGAUGUCUACCAUUAUUCAAAUCAGAGAAAGACCGACAAAAGGAGGAUGAAGAAGACGAACACCAACGACAACUGCUGCUAAGGAAAUCAUGGUAUGAUACCCAGGGAAUGGACGGCUCGCAUGUGAAAUACAUCAUCGAUGAACUCAUGCCUCAUCGAUACACGUUCAAACAGACGUUUUGUGCCGGAGCAGUCGCUGGAGCAGCCCAGGCAGUAGCUGCAGCACCAAUCGACGCCAUCUACAGGCGUUCUUCGAUAGCAGAAGUGCUCAAGACCAAACAGUUGCCCUCUAUGUGGUCCUAUGGAAUGGAGAAGUUGCGCCAAACAGGUGCACCAGGUGUCUUUGCUGGCUUUACGUUGUCAGUUGUCAAAGAGAGUCUGGGUUUUGGGGUCUUUUUUGCCACGUUCGAAAUGGUUAAGGGAUCGUGGUACAGGUCCUAUGCCAAGUGGCUGUAUGCUGAUCGUCUCAAGGAACAUCCUUCAGGCUUUGAUGAGAAUGGAAAAAGCAUCGUCAACAAGGUCCUAGCACCUUUCAGCAUCCUUGUAGCUGGAGCAGCAGCCACCAUCUCACUGCAUGUGGUUCAGUUUCCUCUUCAGAAGCUGCAGGGCAUCUACCUGACUCGUCUCGAUACUCAAGACCUCAUUGACGCAAGAAAACAACUGGAAGCUAACCGAUCCAAGGAGCAAAAGACACAGAACAAACUUGGAGAGCGAAUAAAACAUCAGGCCAGUCCCGCCUCUCCUUUCCAGUCAACAUUUCUAUGCUACGAGCGUCGGAUUCACCACAGAAACCCUCUUAUGGUGGAACUGUCUGAAACGCUGGAGGAGACUCUUCCCAGAACGCAUUCACUUCUUGUGAAGUUUGGUAAGGGAUGGAGUAAGACCGUCAACUUUUCUAUUAGAUGUUUUACUACUCUUAGAUACAGAAUCUUCCCGGGUAUCCAUCUCUACUACCGAGCCUACGUUGAGACUCUGCAUACAGCCAAUAACAUCCGAAAGGGUCUGCGGUUGAGUUGGCCCAGAUACCUAUACCAUGGUUGUGGCUGGACGACCCUCAGUGCGCUUCCGUCUACGUCUAUCGGUCUGUUCGUGUUUGAAAUCAUGAGAAUUCGAUUUGGCCAGGAAGACGACCCACCUAUGAAGGUGUUUGAGGACUAA
Messenger RNA from Yarrowia lipolytica CLIB122, 1554 nucleotides. RefSeq lists its product as uncharacterized. Gene Ontology annotation, biological process: mitochondrial L-ornithine transmembrane transport. Gene Ontology annotation, molecular function: L-ornithine transmembrane transporter activity. The record is from RefSeq and is a predicted model, not a curated record. Gene Ontology annotation, cellular component: mitochondrion. NCBI's taxonomy places the organism in Eukaryota, Fungi, Ascomycota, Dipodascomycetes, Dipodascales.